This is a messenger RNA of Elgaria multicarinata webbii, 2677 nucleotides long. It is a transcript of the gene SYTL4, whose product is annotated as synaptotagmin like 4. Gene Ontology annotation, molecular function: small GTPase binding; neurexin family protein binding; phospholipid binding. NCBI's taxonomy places the organism in Eukaryota, Metazoa, Chordata, Lepidosauria, Squamata, Anguidae. Gene Ontology annotation, biological process: intracellular protein transport; exocytosis. The record is from RefSeq and is a predicted model, not a curated record. Bases 159 to 2222 code for a protein of 687 amino acids. Gene Ontology annotation, cellular component: exocytic vesicle; plasma membrane. The transcript has 17 exons.
GCCGUCGGCUCCGCCCCGGGUCAGCGAAAGUUUCGGGCAGUUCCUGCCGCAGCUGUGGCCGCCCGGAGCCCGCGCAAGGAACCGGGGAAGCGGAGGGGCGCGCGCUGCCGGCAGCUGCACCCUGGGAAGGAGAAGCGGCUUUGCGGCCGGAGGUCACGAUGGAGGCUGUUGACCUGUCCUUCCUCUCGGAUGCGGAGCGGGAUUUGAUCCUCCAGGUCCUCCAGCGAGACGAGGAGCUGCGGAAAGCGGAAGAGAGGAGAAUUAGGCGCUUGAAGAAUGAGCUGCUGGAGAUCCGAAGAAAGGGAGCCAAGAGGGGCAGCCAGCGCUACAGCGAGCGGACGUGCGCCCGCUGCCAGCAGAGCCUGGGCCGGGUCAGACCCAAGGCGCACACUUGCCGCGGCUGUAAUCACCUGGUGUGCCGGGACUGCCGCGCCUACAGCGCCGACAGCUCCUGGCGCUGCAAAGUCUGCACCAAGGAGGCGGACCUGAAGAAAGCAACCGGCGACUGGUUCUACGACCAAAGAGUCAAUCGUUUCGCUAACAGGCUGGGCAGCGACAUCAUCCGAAUGUCCCUUCGGCGCAAACCGCAGGCUAACAAAAGGGAGACAGCAGGGCAAGCCCUUCUUCAGAAGGCACAGCUCAGCGAUCCCAAAGGCUGCCCCAAAGCAGCGCAAAGGAGUCCUCAGCAACAGCGCAAGGAAUCCAGCUUGAUCCCGGAGCCCUCGGAGCCACGGGAUGCGAAGAGCGACACGGAAUCCACCGAGAACAUGAGCCUGGAUGGCUCCCGUCCUGCCGUCUCUGCUCCCGGUCCCCCAGCUGCUGGUCCCAGCCCUCGCCAAGAGAGGACGAAAGCUCUUGACCCAUCAGGGUCCAACGCGUCCAGCCUGACUCUUCCAGUCCGCUUCAGAGAGACUCCCUUCUCCUAUUCAGACACUGAAGCUCGUUUCGGGAGCCACGGUGUAGCUUCAGCUGAAGACAACGACACCUUGUUCAAGAAGAAUCCCAGGAGAAUUCAGAGGCCUUCAGAGUACACCAAAUCAGUGAUCGACCUGCGGCCGGAGGAGCCCGUCGGCGGAAGCGGACCUCUGGGCGAUAGAAGCAAGUCCGUUCCGGGCCUCAAUGUUGAAAUGGAGGAGGAAGAAGAGGAGGACAUAGACAACCUGGUAGAGAUUCACCGGAGAAGAGCAGCCAGAGGCAGCAUGCGCAGCGGGGCGUCCUCGAGCACUUUGGGAAGCAUGGUUAGUAUCUACAGCGAAGCGGGUGACUUCGGCAACGUCUGCGUGACGGGGGAAAUUGCCUUCUCCUUGAGCUAUGAGCGGAAGACGCAGACCCUGUUCAUCCACGUGAAAGAGUGCCGCCACUUGGCGUUUGCCGACGAGGCCAAGAAGCGCUCCAACCCGUAUGUGAAGACGUACCUUCUCCCGGACAAAUCCCGCCAGGGGAAGCGCAAAACCACCAUCAAGCGGAACACCGUCAACCCCCUGUACAACGAGGUGCUCAAGUACGAGAUCAACCAGUCCCUCCUUCCAACCAGAACCUUGCAGUUCUCCAUCUGGCAUCACGAUCGCUUUGGCCGGAAUACAUUCCUAGGAGAGGUGGAGAUUCCAAUGGAUGCCUGGAACUUUGAGAGCCAGUUUGAAGAAUGCCUCCCACUCCACGGCAAGAAUGCCGCAGACUCUGCCACCUCUCCUCAAUAUAAAGGCGAGUUGAUGGUUUCCUUGAAGUUCAUUCCCCCCGUCAAGCACCCCAAUGCCGGAAAUGGGAAAAAAGGCAAAAAGGAAGAAGGAGGUGAACUUCAAGUGUGGAUCAAAGAAGCCAAGAACUUGACAGCCGCCAAGUCCGGUGGGACAUCUGACAGCUUUGUUAAGGGAUAUUUGCUACCUCUGAGGAACAGGGCUACCAAAAGGAAGACGCCGGUGGUGAAGAAGAGUUUGAACCCCCACUACAACCACACCUUGGUCUACAACAACAUCAGCUCGGAGGAGCUGCCCCACAUCUGCCUGGAGCUCACCGUUUGGGACCGGGAGCCCCUAUCCAGCAACGACUUCUUGGGCGGAGUCCGGCUUGGAGUUGGGAAUGGAAUGUGUAACGGCCAGGUGGUGGACUGGAUGGAUUCCACAGGCGAGGAGAUCAAUCUCUGGCAGAAGAUGUGCAAGUACCCAGGAUCCUGGGCAGAGGGCACCCUUCCCCUCCGCGCCACCAUGGCCAGGCCAAAGCCCUAACUUUGCUCCUGCCCGGUUUUGAGACUGAGCCCAGGGGGCGGAGGAAGGCCAAGGCAGCUGCCUCGGAGCGCUUACACGAGAGCGAGACAUCCAGGCUCCACAUGUGUGUAGUAACACAGCUAACUUUGCAACGGCCCUUGCAGCUGGCGCGUUCGGAAGCAAUAUCCUUGGCAGCCGGUUUUAUUUCAAAGGAUAUUGGUUUCGUAACUUUAUUGGAAUUGGAGAUGUUUUUCCUGGGAUGUGUGUGUCCCAAAGUGCCUUUUAAACCUGUUUUGUUUUCUGUCUUCUUUCUCCUCCUGCCGCUCCCUUUCUUCCGUCUUUGUUCUUGUUCUUAAAAAGCCUUUGGCAGGCUCCAUUUCUACAUCCUGUUCCCGUUUUAAAUUGCCUUCUGUUCUGCGUGCGUUGGGGGGGGGAAAAGGUCAUUGAAAUAAAGUUCAAACGGAUGAGCUGGAGGC